CAGGGCGUUCGGUGCGCUCCGUUCCCGGGCCGGUGUGCGUCCGCGCGGACGGGCAGGUCCUCCCCGGCCCGCUUCUGUGUCCCACAAGUCCCUUCCGCGCGUUGUGUCCGCUGGGAUUGGAGGGAAUGACGGGGCACGGGGCCCUUCUCAGUUGUGUUCCGCGCUUCGGAGCGAGCUGCUAGCCCAGCCGGGCGCCCUCUCCGUGCCCGGGACCCUCCAUCCUUUCUUUCUAGCCUCCUUGCUCGCAGGUGGGACCGGAACGCGGCCAGGCGAGGCCGCCUGGGACCAUGGCAGGCUCCGACACGGCGCCGUUCCUCAGCCAGGCGGAUGACCCUGAUGACGAGCCAGUGCCCGGCCACCUGGGCAUCCCAGGGUCUGUGGGCACUCCCAAGGCCGGGGAGCCCGAGGUCCCGGACCAGGAGGGGCUGCAGCGCAUCACCGGCUUAUCUCCGGCCCAUUCGGCUCUCAUAGUGGCGGUGCUGUGCUACAUCAACCUCCUCAACUACAUGGAUCGCUUCACCGUGGCUGGCGUCCUUCCAGAUAUCGAGCAGUUCUUCAACAUCGGGGAUAGCAGCUCAGGCCUCAUCCAGACUGUGUUCAUCUCCAGUUACAUGGUGUUGGCACCUGUGUUUGGCUACCUGGGUGACAGGUACAAUCGGAAGUAUCUCAUGUGCGGGGGCAUUGCCUUCUGGUCCCUGGUGACACUGGGGUCAUCCUUCAUCCCCAGAGAGCGUUUCUGGCUGCUCCUCCUGACCCGGGGCCUGGUAGGGGUUGGGGAGGCCAGUUACUCCACCAUUGCGCCCACCCUGAUCGCGGACCUCUUCGUGGCAGACCAACGGAGCCGGAUGCUCAGUGUGUUCUACUUUGCCAUUCCUGUGGGCAGUGGUCUAGGUUACAUUGCAGGCUCCAAGGUGAAGGAUGUGGCUGGGGACUGGCACUGGGCCUUGCGGGUGACACCAGGGCUGGGGGUAGUGGCUGUUCUGCUGCUGUUUCUUGUUGUACGAGAGCCCCCAAGAGGAGCUGUGGAGCGACACUCAGAUUCGCCACCCCUCAGCCCCACCUCAUGGUGGGCAGAUCUGAGGGCACUGUCACGAAACCCUAGUUUCGUCCUGUCUUCCCUUGGCUUCACUGCUGUGGCCUUUGUCACCGGUUCCCUGGCUCUCUGGGCCCCAGCAUUCCUGCUACGAUCCCGUGUGGUUCUGGGGGAGACCCCACCCUGUCUUCCUGGAGACUCAUGCUCUUCCUCUGACAGUCUCAUCUUCGGGCUUAUCACCUGCCUGACUGGGGUCCUGGGUGUGGGCCUGGGCGUGGAGAUCAGCCGUCACCUUCGUCGCUUCAACCCCCGGGCUGACCCCCUGGUCUGUGCUGCUGGCCUCCUGGGCUCUGCGCCUUUCCUCUUCCUGUCCCUGGCCUGUGCCCGAGGUAGCAUCGUGGCAACCUAUGUUUUCAUCUUCAUUGGAGAGACCCUGCUGUCUAUGAACUGGGCCAUCGUGGCUGACAUUCUGCUGUAUGUGGUGAUCCCCACUCGACGUUCCACUGCUGAGGCCUUUCAGAUCGUGCUGUCCCACUUGCUGGGUGAUGCUGGGAGCCCCUACCUCAUCGGCCUGAUCUCUGACCGCCUUCGCAGGAGCUGGCCCCCUUCCUUCUUGUCUGAGUUCCGGGCCCUGCAGUUCUCACUGAUGCUCUGCGCCUUUGUUGGCGCUCUCGGAGGUGCAGCCUUUCUGGGCACCGCCAUGUUCAUUGAGGGUGACCGCCGGCGGGCCCAGCUCCACAUACAGGGUCUGUUGCAUGAGGCGGGACCCACGGAUGACCGGAUUGUGGUGCCCCAGCGAGGCCGCUCCACCCGAGUCCCUGUGUCUAGCGUUCUCAUUUGAGGAGCUGUUGCUCACCUGUCUACACACGCGCCACUGCUGGCCCUGGGCCCAUAGUGCCUGGGUUCAUCCGACCCAGGUUACAGGCGGAGGCUCUGGGUCACAUCCAGCUCCCAGACACUACAGGAGUAGCCUACGGAAGAGAUGGGGAUCUGGGCGGGGGUCCCUCACUGGGGCAGCCCACAGGUUUGGUGCUAUUUGUAAUGGAAUAAAAUUUGUAAUUAGACCCAAA
Jaculus jaculus (lesser Egyptian jerboa) is the source of this 2103-nucleotide messenger RNA. It is a transcript of the gene Spns1, whose product is annotated as sphingolipid transporter 1 (putative). Gene Ontology annotation, molecular function: transmembrane transporter activity. The transcript has 12 exons. The record is from RefSeq and is a predicted model, not a curated record. Gene Ontology annotation, cellular component: membrane. Gene Ontology annotation, biological process: transmembrane transport. Bases 288 to 1874 code for a protein of 528 amino acids. NCBI's taxonomy places the organism in Eukaryota, Metazoa, Chordata, Mammalia, Rodentia, Dipodidae.